This is a messenger RNA of Amoebophrya sp. A25, 2252 nucleotides long. NCBI's taxonomy places the organism in Eukaryota, Dinophyceae, Syndiniales, Amoebophryaceae. The record is from the annotation of a GenBank genome assembly.
GCGCGCCGCUUCUUCAGAACCUAGAGGAAAGUGUGAUACUGUUCUCUUUGUGCCUGGUCCAGAGGAAGAGCACACUCCAGGAGCUAGGUCUAGUAGAGUUCUUCAAGCACAUGCUCGAAGAGCAGGAGGUGGCAAUAAACAUCAUGUGCCAACGACGAUUUAUUUCUACGAUUCAGCUAGUCCCACGAGUCCUCCCUCUACAACACCAUCUUCUGUCGAUCUCGCGGGAGCUCCGAAACCCCAUCCUUUUCACUUUGACCAAGUUUUUCAUUCUCCUAUUCAGCACAAUCUUCAAAAGGAGUCUCGUCCGGGAGUAUCCGCAAGUCAUGUGGGUAACAGCACAAAAUCUCAUCAGCAAGAGGACGUCUUCGCAGCUGUGCAGCCUACAAUCGAAGCUGUCGCUUUGGACGGGGUGAAAGCCAGUAUUUUCUGCUAUGGGCCUAGUGGAUCGGGGAAGACGUACACUAUGUGUGGCAAAUUAAGGCUCAACUUUCCUUGGUCACCAUUUAGAUUGGGGUCACUGAGAUCGAAGAAGCGACCCAUUGAGCGACCAGGGGAAAAUGAAGGGAAAAGGGGACGAGAGCUUUGAAGGUGGUCGCUUCCGUUCAGUAUCAGUGGCCACUGACUGCUGACCUUUAAGCAAACAGGCUGAGCCAGGGAUUGCGCCACGCGCAGUCGAAUUGUUGUACCGGCAUCCGGAUUUGAGAGGCGAAAAAAUCUCUUUGUUGUGUGUUGAAGUCAGGUGUGAUCAACAGCAUCAAACUUCUUCGGGUCCAUCAUCAUCAAGCGUAUCUUCAACGUCGAGUAACAUAACCGACUUGCUUUCGGGAGUACCAGUGAAGACGACAAGUUCGGCGCCACAGCACUUUGCCUCGUCUAUGAACAACAGUUCAUCUGGCAGCACUUCCGCAUCCGCAGCGUCAUCUUCAAGUACUUCUUCAUCUAGAAUUAUUCCGGUAACAAGCUUCUCUCCAGAUCCAGUUGUUCAUCCUGAAACCGAGACAGAAGCACUAGACUUCAUUCGAAAAGCGUUUGCUAGAAGACACACCGCCAGUACGAAAACGAAUCCAGAUGGCAGUAGUCGGUCUCAUGCGCUGAUUCAGUUUCGAUUUUUGAAGAGUCAAGGCGUGUUGAACUUAGUGGAUCUGGCAGGCUGUGAGCGCUAUAGUGGAGGAGGUGAUGGAGCAGGAACGUGCCAAAGUGGUGGAACAAACUACAGUUCCACAAGUUCUGCUAUUAAGGCUGUACCUAGUAAGUAAUACAUCUUUGGACGCUCCUGCAUCGAUCCUUGAUGAAAUGUAGUAUGGAGGACGAGGAGUAUCCCUCCAGUUGUAAGGGAUGAACAUAUAAUACUCGUACUCCCCCAUAGUAAGUACUUUUCAAGGAUGCAGCACUUGAAAAAUCAUGAAUUAAAUGGACAGCUCUAACACAAGUUCGGCUACCAUUGGCAUCAACACCUCUCUCUCCACUCUAGCAAGAUGCUUCCGCUCAGUGACCAGGGACACGAUUUUGCCUCCAGUACGGGACUCGACGUUGACGUGGAUUUUACAGGAUUGCUUUUCAAGCGAAGCGGGAAAGAAGAGUUACAUCUCGCUAAUUCUAUGCAUUGCGCCAGAAGCGGUUAAUAGAGCGCAGACGAAGUGUGCUUUACAAUUUGCGCAUCAUUGUAGCUUGGGAAGAUAAACACGACAGAUGAAAAGUUGUGUUUUUUGCUUGAUGUGGGAAAUAUUAGUAUGUGAUGUUGUGCCAAGAAAAAUACCAUAGUUGUACCCUUCGUACUCAUGUUGAAAAUGAUUCCUUUCGCACGUAUUGAUCAAAAUCUGACCUAAAGGACAAUGCUUUGCUGUACUACCUGCUGUCGAAGACAUCAGCAUCACGCAAGAAACUGGUACCCUUCAUGCGCAUCGAUUUUGCUUCUAGUUGAAUACUUGAUGUGACCUUGACCUGUUGCCAAAUGAGAAAAAAGACAUCAGCCUCUGCAUUACGAUUACGUACAAACAGCGUCAAGGAUCUCAAUUGCAGCGAAUAAGAGAUCAUCUUCUUUGAAACUAUCCUCAACAUUCUGAAGUUCUCGCUAUGAUGGGUACAACUGCAAAGAUGAAGAAGGCCAUGUCAAGGCUUGAGUUCUAUUUCACGUAGAUGAAGACCAUCACUAUUUUACGUAGAUGACCAUGCGAGAUGAGCAACAUGAGACUGAAAGUACUAGGUACUACUAACAUGAUGAAACGACCACAGUGAUGUGCUCAAGGCAA